AUGGCCGACGUAGAAAUGACGGACGCAGCCCCCAAGGCCAAGAAGGUUGGCCCUAGCGGAGGCGAUACUGACGGCAAGAAGAAGUUUGAGGUCAAGAAGUGGAACGCCGUCGCACUGUGGGCGUGGGACAUCGUCGUUGACAACUGCGCCAUCUGCCGCAACCACAUCAUGGACCUGUGCAUCGACUGCCAGGCCAACCAGGCGUCUGCCACGAGUGAGGAGUGUACGGUGGCGUGGGGGAUUUGCAAUCACGCAUUCCACUUCCACUGCAUCUCCCGUUGGCUCAAGACUCGUCAAGUAUGCCCGCUCGACAACCGCGACUGGGAGUUUCAAAAGUAUGGUCGUUGA
Messenger RNA from Zasmidium cellare ATCC 36951, 348 nucleotides. RefSeq lists its product as uncharacterized. Gene Ontology annotation, molecular function: zinc ion binding; cullin family protein binding; ubiquitin protein ligase activity. The record is from RefSeq and is a predicted model, not a curated record. The transcript has 3 exons. Gene Ontology annotation, biological process: ubiquitin-dependent protein catabolic process; protein ubiquitination. The coding region runs from base 1 to 348 and encodes 115 amino acids. Gene Ontology annotation, cellular component: nucleus; cullin-RING ubiquitin ligase complex. NCBI's taxonomy places the organism in Eukaryota, Fungi, Ascomycota, Dothideomycetes, Mycosphaerellales, Mycosphaerellaceae.